This is a messenger RNA of Phytophthora infestans T30-4, 2253 nucleotides long. RefSeq lists its product as uncharacterized. The transcript is spliced from 2 exons. The record is from RefSeq and is a predicted model, not a curated record. NCBI's taxonomy places the organism in Eukaryota, Oomycota, Peronosporomycetes, Peronosporales, Peronosporaceae. Bases 1 to 2253 code for a protein of 750 amino acids.
AUGGUUGCCAAAAGGCAAGCGCCAUUCCGCCCAAAAUAUGGCGUGGAACUGGGCUUGCGUGUUGGCGACCGGGACCCGGACACGAGCGAGGUGCUUACAGCCACCUGCUUGUUCUGUCAGCUGUUCGGCCGCGAGAACAAACCAGGAGCGCAGCGACGCGCCACAGAGAAAGUGGCGGUGUUCAAGCCUCCGUUCCGCAAAGACUCGAUCCAGAUCCACCACGUGGGGCAGCACCCGACUAAGUGGGCUGAAUACUGCGCCUUAUCCAGCGAUGACAGCAAACGCGCCUUCUUCAUCGCUGCGGGGGCGUCCAUGGAGCUCACUCAAGCCAACAUCGUCACGGUACUCAUUGGCAUCAUGCUGCCAUAUGCGGCAUCUCCCGUUAUUGCGGGACAGACGUACCAGCUGCACGCAGUAGCAGACUUUGAGGACAUGGUGAACGCAGCAGAAGGUGUAGCGGUUGACAUGCUGAUUGCCAGAUACCGUAUUGUGAUCAAAGACCCUGUCCAGUUCCAGCAGUUCGUGGACUAUUUGAGUCUUAGUGGGUCUCUCAACAACACAUCCAGAAUGCUACUUGCUAGCUCGCAGCCAACACCUUUGGGUCCGUUCUUCGACGACGAAAGACAAUUAUCGCCGAUCAAUGUGGCGCAGUAUUCGAAGUUUCUAUGUGCUAUUAAUUUUCAGAGGAUUUCUGACAUUGUCAAGAGCUCAGGGGUUUUCUCGAUCGGUCUUCAAGUGGCACCGAUUGCCCCGGCGUCGUUCUUUGAAGCUCAAGUGGAAUAUUGUCUACAUCUGCAGCUUCGAGUGUUUGUAGACGGACAAAUCUCGAGUUUCCAUGUGCUGUCGAUCCCGUUAAACAAACGGCGGCGAUCGGACGCUGAUGGGUCCAGUGGGGUCUUUGAAAUUGCCGAAACAGCGCUGAAUGCUAUUGUUCCUCGAUGGAAGGACACGAUGCUGGCUGUGAUCUGCGACAGCGACGGGAUCACUGCGCACGAAUCCGAUGAUCCGCGACUGUUACUCCGUAACGCAGUGGCUAGUCGCUUCGAGAGUGUCGCCAAGCCUGGAUUUCUUCGAGUUUGCUGUGCUGCUCGUCAACUCGAUGCAGCUAUGCAGAGGUUUUUCACCAGAAUUCUCGGUAGCGACGAGGUGUAUUCAAAGCUCACGACGUUAAUCGCGUACGUUAGUCGUCAACGUGUGCUGCUUACUACGAUCAAGACGAGUGCUCCGAGUCUCAACGACAGUCGCUGGAAAUCGGUUGCUACUGUUGCGAUGUGGUUUCGACGUUAUGGUGCGAGUAUCCGACAGCAUUUUGAGCGAUCACAGUCGAGUUCUGCACCGCCUGCUUCGUGGUGGAUACGCGUGUUAGUUGCUGCUCGUAUCGGCCAGCAAGUUUUACCAAUUCUGGAAGAUAUUUCGGGUUUUACUUUAGAAACUUCUCAGCAGCGAGAUGCCGUGGUUAAGCUACAAACGCUCUUGAUCAAGUGGUUCAGCAUCUCGGGGCCUGUGGAACUUGACGAUCCUGCUGUGGCUGCAGCCACCGCUCAGUCAAGAACGGAUAAUUCCAUCAUUUCGAAGGAUGGCAGGUACUCGAUCGACACGAAGGACGUUUGUACAGGGCUGGAAGAUCUGGGUACCUUCGUCUCGGACGCGCUACAGACCGAGGACGAGGCCGUUAAUUUAGUGGUGAAUGAGAUUGCUACAGGUGUGGUCAACCUCGUGUCUGGGCUCUAUUCUAUCACGCUUGAUAUCGAUGGAAUUGGCGCGGUUGUAGCGGACUUACCGGCUGUGUUACCGCAAGAUCUCGUUAAGCUACGUGGACGUCAAUUUUCAGCGACAGUUCGUCCUCAAAUGCAGCGACUUCGACUUGCUGGCUGGUCACGACAAGAUAUCGACUGGAUCGAGCAGGAUUUCCAGGAUCUGUGCGCUUCUUAUUGUCGGGAUUCGAUGUUGCAAUCGACCCUGGAUUCCAGCACGAAUAAAAGCUCCUUCCCAGUCUCGUGGAGUUAUUUCCAAGGGCGAUUUACGUAUCUGCAGCGGUUUUGUGGAGUCGUGGCGACUGCGUACCCCAUGGCUGAUAUCAGCUCCGACUUUAUUAGUGCUAACAAUAUUUCGAUUAUGGGCUGCAAUGCGUUGGCUCCAAUGACACAAAUCACCAGUUUACCCGGAGACGUGGAAGCCGGCGUGUCUGAUCUGUCGGUGCAAGCAGCACUACAAGCUAAACAGUUUCGACGGCUACAAGCCGUGAAACUAUAG